AAGGUGGCGAGGACUCGCGUUGGGAGUCGGGGUUUCAGGUCGAAAUCCCAGAGUUUCAUGGCAGUGUUGAGUCGGGCAAUUUUGUUGAUUGGUGGGCCACUGUGAAGUCGAUAUUGGCUUUCAAAGCGGUCCCGGAGGAUAGACGUGUUCGCUUGUUGAGACUCGUUUUCAGUACUAGAUCGGUUGAUGACUACACACACGAGUUUUAUCAGCUUCUAACUCGUGUUGAGGUACGAGAGACAAAGUCUCAAUUAAUUUCUUGUUAUAUCAGUGGGUUGCGAGUAACCAUUCAAGACAUGUUAAAUCUAGUCCUGCCAGAGACUGUUUUUUAUGCCUAUCAAAGAGCCCGUCUUGUGGAACAGCAGUUAGCCCGGAAAAUGGGCUCGCCAUUUCCUUCUUCCACUCGAGUAGAACCUGCGACCGGUGGGCCACAGCAGUCUAGCCGCUUUACACCAUCGGCGGCGGUGAGCACGGGCCACACGACGGCACCAGGCCAUUUUCCAUUGACGGGGACCGGGAACCAGCAGCAGUCGGGCAUGGGUGGACUGCCUCCAGCGGCGACCGGUCAGCAUCCGGGUGGCGGGCUACGUUGUUUUGGUUGUGGCGAGCUUUGCCAUCGUCAGUCGGCCUGUCCACGAGGUUCGACAUCACGUGGUUUAUUUCUGGAGGAUGGAGGGGAACAAGAGGUGCAUACCGAUUAUGAUGGCCCCCCUGUUUUUGAUGUGGAGCCUGGGUUGAGCGAAGAACAUCAUAGUGGGGAUGUGGACUCGACACUUGUUGUUCGACGGGUGUGUUUGACACCUCAUUCUCCCGUUGAUGAGCCGGUGGAGCGCCAUCAGAUUUUCGAGUCGACUUGCACCAUUGGUGACAAGGUAUGCCGCUUUAUUAUUGACCUUGGUUCGUCUAAAAAUGUUAUUUCACAUGAUUCGUUGACAAUAUUGGGGCUUUUGAGCGAUCCCCAUCCUCACCCUUACAAACUAGCAUGGAUCCACCAUGACCGUGCCAUUACUAUUGACC
Striga hermonthica is the source of this 1017-nucleotide messenger RNA. NCBI's taxonomy places the organism in Eukaryota, Viridiplantae, Streptophyta, Magnoliopsida, Lamiales, Orobanchaceae. The record is from the annotation of a GenBank genome assembly.